Protobothrops mucrosquamatus (brown spotted pit viper) is the source of this 1908-nucleotide messenger RNA. RefSeq names its product zinc finger CCCH-type containing 12A (gene ZC3H12A). The record is from RefSeq and is a predicted model, not a curated record. Gene Ontology annotation, molecular function: RNA endonuclease activity; metal ion binding; mRNA binding. Lineage: Eukaryota; Metazoa; Chordata; Lepidosauria; Squamata; Viperidae. Bases 1 to 1908 code for a protein of 635 amino acids. Gene Ontology annotation, cellular component: cytoplasmic ribonucleoprotein granule; nucleus. Gene Ontology annotation, biological process: 3'-UTR-mediated mRNA destabilization; nuclear-transcribed mRNA catabolic process, RNase MRP-dependent. The transcript has 5 exons.
AUGGACCUGGACCGACGGCCGCCCAGCGCCCUGCGCUUCCCCGGCUGGAGCGAGCCCCCGCUGCCCUUCGCCGGCCACGGCCGGGAAGAGUCGCCGGAAAGCGGUUACCUGAGCCUGUGCGGCGGCUGCAGCCUGGAGGGCGGCGGAGAGCCCGGCGGGGCCGAGCCCGGCCCGUGGAGCCCCCCGGAGCAGGGCCGGGCGGAGAGGCGGCGGAAGGUGGAGUUCUUCCGCAAGCUGGGCUACUCCUCGCAGGAGGUGCUGGGCGCCCUGCAGAAGCACGGCCCGGAGGCGGACACCAACACCAUCCUCGGGGAGCUGGUCAAGCACGGGGCGGCCCCGGGCGAGAGGGAGCCGGCGCAGGGGGCGGCGGCGGAGGGCCCCGAGGCGCCGCCCGUCCCGAGGGCGCGGCCCGCCCCCGGCAGCCCCCCGGCCCAGCCUGCGCCUCCGGAAGAGCAGGAGGGGGAUCACCUGCGCCCGAUCGUGAUCGAUGGGAGCAACGUGGCCAUGAGCCAUGGAGACAAAGACACCUUCUCCUGCCGAGGCAUCCUGCUGGCUGUGACCUGGUUUUUGGAUCGAGGACACAAGGACGUCACGGUCUUCGUCCCAUCUUGGAGAAAAGAGCAGCCACGCUCUGAUGCCGCCAUUACAGACCAGCACAUCCUCCAUGACCUCGAGAAGAAGAACAUUCUCGUCUUUACUCCUUCCCGGCGAGUGGCGGGCAAGCGGGUGGUCUGCUACGAUGACCGCUUCAUUGUGAAGCUGGCCUGGGAGUCGGACGGCAUCGUGGUUUCCAACGACGUCUAUCGGGAUCUGCAGGCAGAACGGCCAGAGUGGAAGAAGUUCAUUGAAGAUCGCUUGCUUAUGUAUUCCUUUGUCAAUGACAAGUUCAUGCCUCCCGAUGACCCCCUGGGGCGCCAUGGACCCAGCCUGGAUAAUUUCCUGAGGAAGACGCCAGCCGUGCCCGAGCACAAGAAGCAGCAGUGCCCAUAUGGCAAGAAGUGCACCUAUGGCAUCAAGUGCAAGUUCUACCACCCGGAGCGGCCGCAGCAACUGCAGCGCUCCGUUGCCGAUGAGCUCCGGGCCAACGCCAGGCUCUCCCCCACCAGGGCUGCGCCAACCACCAAGGAGGAGAGGAGGAGCUGGAGGCCCCCCCAUGGGGAGUUCUGGGGCUCUGCAGCUGCGGAGGGUGAGAAAGUCCCCCUGCAGAAGGCCUUGGCGGAGAAGACGAGCUCUGCCCGUCACAUUAGGCAUGGCGAUGUGCCCCCCUUCUUCCUCAAUGCCCAGGGCAUGCCAGCCCAGAAGAGCCACAGUUACAGGAGUUCAGAUCAGUACCAGCUGCCUUCCAGGGACUCCCUUGCCCAGGACCGCCUUGACUCGGGCAUCGGCUCCCUUGAGAGCCAGCUCUCUGAAAUGUGGCCCAGCCCCUCGGCUAGUCCUGUCAAGGGGGCCCAGCAAGAGCGGCUUGGGGGGAGCAGCUGCAGGGGGCAGGUACCUGCCUAUCGGGUCCCUCCUGGCCCGGAAUGCAGCAGGUACGGCCAGUACCUGCCUCAGAGCUUCCUGCCCUCCCCAUCUGGACAGGUUGCUCCUCACUCGUUUUCUGGCUACGACGUGGCCAGCAGUGCUUCUCUGGGCCCUGGGCGCGAGUACUGGUCCGAGCCGUACCAUCCGGGGCCUGCAGUGCGCCAAGAGCUGCCCAGGGCUCCCUGCCUUGCCUACGAGGACUCCUCACGCCACUGGGCCAACCUGGAAAGUUUUGCAGAAGAGCGUGCCCAAGUGCACGUCAAGCUAUGUGGGAUCUUCCAUCCUCACCUGGUGGACACCGUCAUGAACCGCUUCCCACACCUCUUGGACCCUCAGCAGCUGGCUGUUGAAAUCCUCACCUACAAGAGCCAACACCCUGGGGUGUGA